AUGGCUGCACCCAUCGCACAUUUCGACGCCGAGUGGCCGGGUUCGGGCGAGGUGAGCGUGGUUUCAGAGCAGGGGCUGCUCCGGCAGAAAGGCCGCGCGGCGGCCGCCUCCGCCGCCGCCGCGGCGGAAGCGGCUCCGCGGCUGCUCCUGGUCGACGACGAUGACGAUGAUCCUCCCGAACUGCACGACAGCAGCUUCUCCCCCAGCGGAACCGGCGCCUUCAGGUCCAUCGAGGACCUCGUGAACGGGUUUGACGAGAAAUUAAACGCGUGCUUCCGAAAUUUUGACGCCAGGACGGACACCAUCGCUCCCGUGAACGUGAUCAGCGAAGAGACGCUGCUGGAGAGGGACGACAUCUGGAAGGCUUUAACCAGUAACUACGGCCGAGCAAUGCCGGUGGACUGGAAGCAUUCCCGAACGCGUUCCCUGCACAUCCCCGCGUUCACCCUGGAGGAGAAACUGAGAAAGGCCGACGUCACAGCCGAGCUCUCGGACGACGAGGAGCUGAGGGAGCAGCUGGACAUGCACUCCAUCAUUGUCUCCAGCCUCGCGGAGGAGCCUCUGUUCAGCGUGGAGCAGGUCAUCGAGGAGAUAGAGGAGAUGAUGCAGGACUCCCCUGAUGUGGAGGCGCAGCACAACCCGUCCCAGUCUGACCUGUCCAUGCUGUCGCUGGACGUCCAGCAGACGAGCGGCGGUCACCACAGCGAGAGGGUGAAGUCCCUGAGUGCUGCAGAGCUGAAUGAGCGUCUGCAGGAGCAGGACGCGGACAUCAGGAGGCUCUCGGAGGAGCUGGUGCAGCAGCUGGCUCUCAGGGACGAGCUGGAGUUUGAGAAGGAGGUGAAGAACACGUUCAUCUCGGCGCUCAUCGACGUCCAAAACCGGCAGAAGGAGCAUCGGGAGCUCCUGAAGAAGAAGAAGAAGCUCAAAGCAGGAGCGGGGACGUCGCAGGUCCACACAGAGAAAACUCUGGGAUCCCUUUUCAGCAUGGAGGGACUCUCGUCUGUCAUUCAAAAUGGCUUCCGCCAAACCUUUGGGAGUGGGUGCAGUGAAAAGCAGUAUCUGACCACUGUCAUCCCAUAUGAAGAAAAGGGGCAGCCGCCGUCGGUUGAGGACCUUCAGACCCUCACUAAAAUUCUGCACGCUAUGAGAGACGACAGCGACAAGGUGCCCAGCCUCUUAACAGACUACAUCCUCAAAGCUCUGGUGUGAGCGCCCGGACGGAGAGUCCUUUGCCCAACGUAGACCAGCGGGAUGGUGCUAAUACUCUACAGAGGCUUCAGACUGUUACCAAUGGCAACAACAUCCAGAGGACCCAUACAACCAAUGGCUAUAAAAACAUGUUUUACAACAUGAAGCCUCCUUCUCCGUAUUGGUUUCUGUUUUUUUUUUUUUUACCUCAAUUGUGUUUUGUUUGUUCUUCAUUUAGCUGUUAUUUAUUUAUUUAUUUUGGAUGGAGUGCUGUGGUUUUCCUUUGUUUGUGAACUUUGACUUUUUUCCCAUUGGAAAAAUAUUGUAAAACUCUAAAUUAUAUGAGAAAAAUACAUAUAGAUAAUAUUGAGCUGUGAUGCAUUUAUCUCAAGGGCUUGUCAUCCAUUCAGCAACAAAUAAACACACAAAGCACAGACAAAAAAUGACACAAACAAAUCCAAUGAAAAAAAAGACAAAUAAUACUUAAAUAAUUAGCAAGGAUUUUAUAGGGAUACAUGUAUCAAUAGUUACCUUUAACCAGUGGGCAUUAACACGAUAAGUGCAAACCGAUUAUACAGGUUCAACACAGACGACGUGGGCUGUUUGCUGCCAGCGGUACCUCCUCACACACCGUCAUCACUGUGGAACAGUGCUGAUGGUGAAGGUGGAGACCACCAGGCUGACAUGCUCUAAUAACUAAGCGUCUGUGAACUCUGAACUGUGACUCAUGCACUGUCUGUACUUGUGUGAUGCCGACUGCUGAUUCUGAUCCUACGUGCCUGAUGUGCCCAGGGCAGCGUGCACACCGACCGGGCAUUGUUAUUCUGCUGCCUUUGCCUUCGCCUCAACUUUUGUACAUAAUAUAUCCUUAUUUUCAAUAAAUGUCACCUGAAUGUUUUAAA
Betta splendens (Siamese fighting fish) is the source of this 2090-nucleotide messenger RNA. RefSeq names its product fasciculation and elongation protein zeta 2a (gene fez2a). The transcript has 10 exons. Bases 1 to 1209 code for a protein of 402 amino acids. Lineage: Eukaryota; Metazoa; Chordata; Actinopteri; Anabantiformes; Osphronemidae. Gene Ontology annotation, cellular component: axon; cytoplasm. The record is from RefSeq and is a predicted model, not a curated record.